AUGUCUCCAUACUCCCCGACACAGAGUCUGUCACAUCACAUCCUCCCUACAUGUCUCCAUACUCCCCGACACAGAGUCUGUCACAUCACAUCCUCCCUACAUGUCUCCAUACUCCCCGCCACAGAGUCUGUCACAUCACAUCCUGCCUACAUGUCUCCAUACUCCCCGACACAGAGUCUGUCACAUCACAUCCUCCCUACAUGUCUCCAUACUCCCCGCCACAGAGUCUGUCACAUCACAUCCUCCCUACAUGUCUCCAUACUCCCCGCCACAGAGUCUGUCACAUCACAUCCUCCCUACAUGUCUCCAUACUCCCCGCCACAGAGUCUGUCACAUCACAUCCCCCCUACAUGUCUCCAUACUCCCCGACACAGAGUCUGUCACAUCACAUCCUCCCUACAUGUCUCCAUACUCCCCGACACAGAGUCUGUCACAUCACAUCCUCCCUACAUGUCUCCAUACUCCCCGCCACAGAGUCUGUCACAUCACAUCCUCCCCACAUGUCUCAAUACUCCCCGCCACAGAACCUGUCACAUCACAUCCUCCCUACAUGUCUCCAUACUCCCCGACACAGAGUCUGUCACAUCACAUCCUCCCCACAUGUCUCCAUACUCCCCGACACAGAGCCUGUCACAUCACAUCCUCCCUACAUGUCUCCAUACUCCCCGACACAGAGCCUGUCACAUCACAUCCUCCCCACAUGUCUCCAUACUCCCCGACACAGAGCCUAUCAGAUCACAUCCUCCUAACAUGUCUCCAUACUCCCCGACACAGAGCCUGUCACAUCACAUCCUCCCAACAUGUCUCCAUACUCCCCGACACAGAGCCUGUCACCUCACAUCCUCCCCACAUGUCUCCAUACUCCCCGACACAGAGCCUGUCACAUCACAUCCCCCCUACAUGUUUCCAUACUCCCCGACACAGAGUCUGUCACAUCACAUCCCCCCUACAUGUCACAAUACUCCCCGCCACAGAGUCUGUCACAUCACAUCCUCCCCACAUGUCUCCAUACUCCCCGACACAGAGCCUUUCACAUCACAUCCUCCCCACAUGUCUCCAUACUCCCCGACACAAAACCUGUCACAUCACAUCCUCCCCACAUGUCUCCAUACUCCCCGACACAGAGCCUGUCACAUCACAUCCUCCCUACAUGUCUCCAUACUCCCCGACACAGAGUCUGUCAUAGCACAUCCUCCUAACAUGUCUACAUACUCCCCGACACAGAGCCUGUCACAUCACAUCCUCCCCACAUGUCACCGUACUCCCCGACACAGAGCCUGUCACAUCACAUCCUCCCUACAUGUCACCAUACUCUCCGACACAGAGUGUGUCACAUCACAUCCUGCCCACAUGUCUCCAUACUCCCCAAGUCAGAGCCUGUCACAUCACAUCCUCCCCACAUGUCUCCAUACUCCCCGACACAGAGCCUGUCACAUCACAUCCUCCCUCCAUGUCUCCAUACUCCCCGACACAGAGCCUAUCACAUCACAUCCUCCCUCCAUGUCUCCAUACUCCCCAAGUCAGAGCCUCUCUCAUCUCAUCCUCCCUACAUGUCUCCAUACUCCCCGACACAGAAUCUGUCACAUCACAUCCCCCCUACAUGUUUCCAUACUCCCCGACACAGAGUCUGUCACAUCACAUCCCCCCUACAUGUCACAAUACUCCCCGCCACAGAGUCUGUCACAUCACAUCCUCCCUACAUGUCUCCAUACUCCCCGACACAGAGCCUUUCACAUCACAUCCUCCCCACAUGUCUCCAUACUCCCCGACACAAAACCUGUCACAUCACAUCCUCCCCACAUGUCUCCAUACUCCCCGACACUGAGCCUGUCACAUCACAUCCUGCCUACAUGUCUCCAUACUCCCCGACACAGAGUCUGUCAUAGCACAUCCUCCUAA
Messenger RNA from Haliotis rufescens (red abalone), 1899 nucleotides. RefSeq names its product proline-rich extensin-like protein EPR1. The transcript has a single exon. The coding region runs from base 1 to 1899 and encodes 632 amino acids. The record is from RefSeq and is a predicted model, not a curated record. Lineage: Eukaryota; Metazoa; Mollusca; Gastropoda; Lepetellida; Haliotidae.